This is a messenger RNA of Cricetulus griseus (Chinese hamster), 5718 nucleotides long. Lineage: Eukaryota; Metazoa; Chordata; Mammalia; Rodentia; Cricetidae. The record is from RefSeq and is a predicted model, not a curated record.
AUAGUAAAAUGGCCACUCCAUUUUCAGACUGCUCUCCUGGGCAGGAAAGGGAUAUGGUGGAGUAUGAAUUCUCUUUCCAUCGCAGCACAGGACCUGGCCAGUCCUGGAGCCUAGGAGGUUCAGCUACCAGCAAGUUGUUACUAGAGCCAAACUGUGACAUUGCCAAUGCCUUUGCUGAAGACAGGCAUGUUGGAAUCCACGUUCCUGAAGACCAGGACUCCUGCCUCCUCCUCCACCUGUGUCCCUUUGCCUGGGCCGUCAGUUUGAUCCAUGUGGUCUGUCCCUGAGAUUCACUCCUCACAAGUGCCCUCAGCAUGUCAUCAGCAAAGUCCCAAGGACCGGAGGAGACAGUGCCAGACUGCGAGGAAGAACUGAAAGGAAAAACACUUCUCACCUGGGGCCCCCUUUUUGGUCACCGGAGUGAGAAGAUUGUCUUUACCAAAGGUGAUGGCAGUCCAGAGGAGAGCCUGCUCACCGUCACCAUCACAGAGACUACUGUCAUUGAGUCGGACUUGGGUGUGUGGAGUUCAAGGGCUCUCAUCUACCUCACGCUGUGGUUCUUCUUCAGCUUUUGUACUCUGUUCCUCAACAAGUACAUCCUGUCCCUGUUAGAGGGAGAACCCAGCAUGUUAGGUGCUGUGCAAAUGCUGUCAACGACAUUAAUUGGAUGUGUUAAAAUAUUUGUUCCUUGCUGUUUAUAUCAACACAAAACCCGGCUCUCUUAUCCACCCAAUUUCAUCAUGACUAUGCUCUUUGUGGGCCUCAUGAGGUUUGCGACUGUGGUUUUGGGGCUGGUCAGCCUGAAGAAUGUGGCAGUGUCCUUUGCUGAGACUGUGAAGAGCUCAGCUCCCAUUUUCACUGUGAUCAUGUCUCGGAUGAUUCUGGGGGAGUACACAGGGCUGUUGGUCAACCUGUCUCUUAUCCCAGUCAUGGGAGGACUAGCGUUGUGCACCGCCACUGAGAUAAGCUUCAACAUCCUGGGGUUUUCGGCUGCAUUAUCCACCAAUAUCAUGGAUUGUUUGCAGAAUGUUUUCUCGAAAAAGCUUCUCAGUGGGGACAAAUACAGGUUCUCGGCCCCGGAGCUGCAAUUUUAUACCAGUGCUGCUGCUGUGGCCUUGCUGAUUCCAGCAUGGACCUUCUUCAUGGAUGUCCCCGUGAUUGGCAGGAGUGGGAAGAGCUUCAGCUACAGCCAGGACAUCGUGCUGCUGCUGCUGACAGAUGGCGCCUUGUUUCACCUUCAGAGUGUCACUGCAUAUGCCCUCAUGGGAAAGAUCUCCCCUGUGACUUUCAGUGUCGCCAGCACUGUGAAGCACGCCUUGUCUAUCUGGCUCAGCAUCAUUGUUUUUGGCAACAAAAUCACCAGCCUGUCUGCCAUCGGCACUAUCCUUGUCACAAUGGGUGUCUUGCUCUACAACAAGGCCAGGCAGUAUCAGCAAGAGACCAUGCAGAGUCUGGCCACAGCCACUAGCCGGGGCCCAGAGGAUGAUACAGAGUCACUGGUUCCCCUGGACUCUAGACAACACCACUGAGUUCCUUCUAAUACUGUGUCCCCCAGAAACCAGGCCUAGACUGUCCUCCUGCACUAUAUGCUAGAAUAGAGAAGCAGACUAUGUGGGCUCUUGCUCCUCACUGGACAUCAGAUGGGGAGUCUGGGGAUCAGCUUCUGCCUGACAAAACCCUGCAAGAGGAAGCAAAUGGCCUGCAGCUACUCUGGCACAUUGCCCAGGCUGCAAUUGGGCCAAUGACUCAGUGGGGCCAACUGUGGAAUAAGCAUAGGUUCCAGGACCAACAUGAGUUGCUCUCUGCUUGAUGCCAUCCAGGAGACCUCAACUUUCCUGUGCCCACCACCAACACAGGCCCUGAAGCCUCCUGGUUCCUGACAGUCUGUGGAACAGAAAUCCUAGAUGCCAAUGACUCUAGCAUGGAGCCACAAAACGCCGGGAAACUGGAGUGGCAGACAGAACAGAGACACGUGUCUCCUUCCACAGAGGGACAGUGCUUGUGUGAAGGGAAAGUCUUCCUUUUUUGGCCUGUGCUACAUAAGCUACCCCACUCCAGGUUUGCUGUCCCAAGUUUCUGCUACUCGUUUAGUGAUUUCUCCAACUCUGAGAAGUUAGGGACAAAUCUCUAACUGAAACUGGCACCCUGGAGUUCUCCAUCUUGAGUAUGAUGCGUGUGAAACAGGCUGUUCCAAAUGGCACAGUUGACCACCCCAGGUGGGUGACAGGGAAGUUUAGCAGAGCAUUUGAGUGUCUACAGGUUAUGCUGCAUCUAAAGUGACACUGAUUUUUAACAAAGCAGAUGCCUGUGGAAGCUUCUGGAGUGUCUGCAUGUAAGGUGAAUCAAAGUCUACACAUACAGCUGGCUCUUCCCAGGGAUCAUAUAUGGCACUUCCUGGGCCACCAGGUUCCCAGAGCCUUUCCGUCCUCCCAGGGACACUAGUGUCAGAGUUAAGGGGGAACAGUGUGGGGACUUAAGUACAAGAUGCUGAGAUUCUACCUUGUUCAUCAUUUCAUGGGUGCUGAUGUGCAAUCCAUGACCAGCCAAUCUUUACGACUCUCUCCAUUAACCCAAACUCUGAGACUUAUGAACUGUAGUCAAGGCACAUCUAGUUCCAAGUCUCACUUCUCCCUGCUCUACAUCUUCAGUGCCCAUGGCAGUUCACUGGUUUUCAAGUUAGCUUCUUGCCUGGAAAAUAUGAAAAUAGCCCCUUGAAGAGAUAGAUUGAGGUGAAAAAAAAAAAGAGCAAUAAUUAUGUCUACAUUUUAUUUACUUGAAAAAGUUUGUUAUGAUGGAUCAAAAUGAGGCCUUUUAAUCUGCAAGCCACCUUUGAAAAGAAGCUGACCUGUGUUCUGGACACAGGCUAGGUGUGUCUCCCCUGUGCUAAGUAAAGUCGCCUCCACUGUGAAGGGUUUUCUCGUUUGACUUUGCUUAGAUUUCUAGUUACUUCCUCUUUGCUUUUCCCAAAAUAAACACCCAGUGGAGGGCAGAUGAUGGAUGUUGGAUUAAUCUGUACAUCAGGCCUGUCUACUCAAGAAUCUGGCUGUGGAGCUGCUGACACACACAGAAGGGCACAUGGUUGUGGACAUUGGUUGGAAGAUCGCUCUGGCCUUCCUACAGACCUUGUCUAAUUAUGCUCAGAGCUCCAAAUGAGUGGAUUCUGAGUAGUGUUUGGAAUUUCUGUCUCUGUGUCCCAUGUGGAAUUAGGAAAUGACCCACUGUGACUUGCUUUGGCUACCCCUCCCCCACUUUACCAGCCCCUCAGCCUGUUUUGAUUUUCUAAGUUUGUGGACUAGAAACAAAAACAAAGAUUUUCUUAAAGCUGCUUUUGAGGUUUGUCCUCAUUGUAGACAGAAAGAUCAUGGAAUCUGUUCCAAAGCCAGCACCAUGAUCCUGUCCUGCUUUACAUUCCAUCUAUGUCCUUUCCACACACAGCCACUUCUUCCAGCAUUUCCAGGACAGGCAUGGGUUGAGAGUCCUGGAAUGGCCCUGCUUGGCCAUUUGUUAUGACCAUACCAUCACAAUAUUUUUUUUAUUAACUUUUGUCAGUACUUUUAUAGACUACUAUGUUCUUCAACAAUUGUUGCUGAUGUACAUGCAGAAAUAUCGACACCAGGUGUCAUUACUUGUCUUGGAUUACUUCUUCCUGAGUCUGUGUCAUUGUCUGGUCUGUUGUAAAGAAAACACUGGCUGGACCUACUGAGCCAGCCAUCUGCUAACUCAUUACACCCAUAGUUAAGAGAUAUACUGAUUUAUAAUUUCAGAACACUUCUUGGGCUCGAGAAUGUCUCAGUGGUUAAGAACUAGUAGUGCUCUUGCUAAGGACCCAUGUUCAGUUCCCAGAACUCAUGUAGAGUGCUUCAGAACUGCAUGUAACUCCAACUUUAGUGAUUCCGAUUCCUCUGGCUUCUGUGGGUAUCUGUACCCGUAUACACACAUACAUGUGCACACAUAAUUUAAAAAUACAUUUAAAACAACAUCCAUGGCUUUGGGGUAUAGCUUAGUGGUACAUCACUGUUAUUCAUUGUGAAGCCCUUGGAUUGGGCCCUAGCAGCAACAUGGAAUAGAGGGAUGAAGGAAAGACAACAAAACCCCCAAAACUUCCACUAUUAAAAGGCAUAGAACAUAGAUGUCUUGUUCUGUUUGCUUUUAAAAUUGGGCUUGGUGGCAUUGGGAAGGCAUUAGAAUAUGCCUAAUAUGAUUUCAACACCAAUUUAGGCUAUAUAUUGAGACCCUGUUUCAAAAAAACAAACAAAAACCAAAAACAACAACAAAAAAACCCUUUUUCUGAUGGUUGUAAUUUCUUGCAUAUCAGCACUAUAAUCUGUCUGCCCUAAAAGUUGAGAGUAUUACUGUGCAAUCCAAAAUGUGUUUUAAUCAGCGAAAAAUAAAAAUGAUGAACCAGAGAUUAAAGAGGAUAAAGCAUACAAGGAAAUCAGUCAACUAAACUUCACUUCCUGCCUUUAAAACAUCACAAAAAAAGUGGCUCUGUGACCCUGCUCUCUUGAUGGUCACUUUGCUUAGUGGAGACAGUAAAUGCUCAGCACAAUCUUUCAAUUCUAUCCAAGUGAUAUCUUCUAGAACCUGAAGCAUUUAGUUUCCUAACAUUGAAAAAGAUGUUACUAGGGAAGGGAAACCAUGCCAGUUAUUUCUGAGUUUCCCUAUUUAGCCAUAAUGUCCUUGAAGUCCUUGAAUUCCACAGCCUUCUACUUCAGCCUUCUUAGUACUGAGAUUACAAGCAUGUGUCACACCUCUCCAGUUUUUUUCAAUUGUCUUUGAGUAAUAAUCUGAUAUUUUCCACCCUCAAAACAGAAAGAUAUGGCCCACCUAUGAGAGUUCUCUUCAUCUCUCUUGUGUGUGUGUGUUAGGGAUAUAAUUAAGGGAUUCAGGAAUGCUAGGCUGUUGCUCUUUCUAUGAGCUAUACCCCCAGCCUGUUUUAUUAGUUUUAUGAAUGUUUUGGGUCUCCCCAUGAACUAGAACAGAAACCUGAGGCCAUGCUAAUUGUGGACAAACAGUACCAACCACAAUUCAGACUGUAGUAGAUUUUUGUUUUGUGUUGGUUUUUGAGACAGGGUUUCUCUGUGGCUUCGGAUGCUGUCCUGGAACUAACUCUUAUAGACCAUGCUGGUCUUGAACUCACAGAGAUCAGCCUGCUUCUGCCUCCCAAGUGCUGGGGUUAAAGGUGUGCGCCACCACUGCCUGGUAAGUGUAGUAGAUUUUAACUUCAGUGUUUCCUAAGUAUGUUUCCCACGUUUCUUGGGGGUCUCUGACUCUGAGUUAGGUGGCUUUUGGACCCUUGCUCACAUGUCCAAGUUUAGUUUGAAAACAAUCCAAUUGGCAAAUUGUGUGCUUAUGUUUUUCUGUUUGUUUGCUUGGUCUUUAGUUUCCAUUUCUGGAACUCAAACUGCACUAAAUAGUUGUGAAUCUGUAUCUGUUCAAGUAGUGUUGGCACUUUGGAAAAGGCCAGAGUUUAAGGUGGUAAGUCCCACAUAAAAAAAAAAAAAAAAACUUGAUAACAUAUUGGUAAUCGUCUACAUCAAAGCCAAGUCAUAACUGUUUUACACCAAACAGUACUAGUGAACUAAAAUGUAUCAUAAAAUGUAUAAUGUUUUCUAUUUCACCUAUUUCAGUAUUUCAGUAAUUAGAUUAAUGCCUCCUAAAAAGAAUUGUGUAAAAUAUAUCAGUGAGUCAUCUAAUAAAUUGAUAUUGUGUAUUUAA